AUGUCAACCAUGGAUCAGUCUAAUAGGGAGCAUCGGAAGAAGAAAGAGAAGAACCCUGCGAAGAAGAAGCUGCAUUCGCAGGGUAUGAAUGCAAAGGCGUUCGCUGUCUCUGCGCCUGGCAAGAUGGCUAGGAACAUGCAGCGGUCGAGUGAUGUAAACGAAAGAAAGUUGCAUGUACCGAUGGUGGAUCGUACCCCAGAUGAUGACCCACCACCGAUUGUUGUUGCGGUUGUGGGGCCUCCGGGGACAGGUAAAACUGUUUUGAUCAGAUCACUGGUUAGAAGAAUGACAAAGACAACAUUGACUGAAAUAAAUGGGCCAAUAACUGUAGUUUCUGGAAAGCGUAGAAGGCUAACGAUUAUUGAGUGUCCUGCCAAUGAUUUAAACUCUAUGAUAGACGUUGCCAAGAUUGCAGAUUUGGUUCUUUUACUAAUUGACGGUAAUUUUGGAUUUGAAAUGGAAACAAUGGAAUUUCUGAACAUUGCGCAACAUCAUGGUAUGCCUCGUGUUCUUGGUGUUGCUACACAUCUUGAUCUUUUCAAAUCUCAAUCUACAUUGAGAGCGUCAAAGAAAAGGUUAAAACAUAGAUUUUGGACGGAGGUUUAUGAGGGAGCAAAACUUUUCUAUCUAUCUGGUGUUAUCAAUGGCCGUUAUCCAGAUCGUGAAAUUUUAAAUCUUUCCCGUUUUAUUUCAGUAAUGAAGUUUAGACCUUUGAAAUGGAGAAAUGAGCACCCUUACAUGCUCGCGGAUCGUAUAACAGAUCUUACACAUCCAGAACUAAUAGAGAAACAGGGAAAGCAAAUUGACCGUAAAGUUGCACUAUACGGAUAUCUUCAUGGUACCCCCCUGCCAUCGGCAACUGGCACCAAAGUCCAUAUAGCGGGUGUUGGUGAUCUAUCGAUCUCUCAGGUUGAAAGGUUACCUGACCCAUGUCCAACGCCAUAUUAUCAGCAAAAACUCGAUGACUAUGAGAGAGAGAAAAUCAAAGAACAAGGCAGUAGCGCAGCUUCUGUAACGCCACGUCGGAGAAAAAGGUUGGAUGAUAAGGACAAGCUAAUCUACGCCCCCAUGUCAGAUGUCGGAGGUGUGCUUGUAGAUAAAGAUGCAGUUUACAUCGAUGUUGGUAAGAGAAAUGAGGAAUUGAGUUUUGUACCAGGCGAAGAGAGGGGUGAAGGUGAAAAACUAGUCACAGGUCUACAGAAAGCUGAUAAGAAUUAUGCCGAAAUUUUUGAAGGUGUUGGUCUACAACUUUUCAGUAAUGACGAAGUAUUGCACACAGGCGAAGAAUUCGAUCACGAAGAUAUAGACGAAAAGUUGGAUCAAGGUAGAGGAACAUUGAGAAAUCCUAGAUUGUACGGUGAGUCAAUUCAAGUGGAAGAUGCAGAUAUUGAAAACUUGGCAAGCGAUAACGAAAAGGAUGAACUGGAUGCUGCAGAAGCCGUUUCAGAAAAAAUAAAUAUUGACUUUGGUUUCAAUGAUGGAAAGAUGAAGGCAGAUAUAGAUUCUGAAUUCGAACUAAGUGAUCAUGAAGGUGAAGGUUGGGAAAGAGCAAUUUCUGCAAAACUAAGUAGCAGAUCAAACCGUCGUAGAAAUUGGGACAUCGGAAAAUUGAUAUACAUGGAUAACAUAUCUCCUAAUGAAUGCCUCAGAAAAUGGAAAGGUAAAGAGGAUGAUAAUGAUAAUGACGAGGCCAAUAGUGAUAUCGAAGUCGAAAAUGAUAAAGGAGAUGGCGCAGACGAUUUUUUCAAGAGAAAACACGAAGCAGAGAGUAAAAUUCAAGAUUACGAAGGCGAUUUGGAGAAAUUUGUACCGUAUUUUGAUACUAUUGAAAAACUUACUCAAAAAUGGUCUACAUUUUCACCAAUUAGAGAUAGAUUCAUCGGUGCACCAAAAUUACAAAAUGUUGAAGUUGAUGAGGAGAGUUCCAAUAAUGACGAUGAAGAACUGUACGGUGACUUUGAAGAUCUGGAGGCAACUUCCGCUGAGGAGAUUAACGGAAUGGACCAGCGCAUAUCCGGGGAUGAAGGUAAAUCAGAAGACGAAGGCCAGUCAGAAGACGAAGGCAGUGAUGGUAACGACUCCUUUACCAAUUUUGAGGAGGAAGAGCAGAAAGAAUUGACUCUCGAAGAAGAGCGUGAAUUGAAUGCUUCCAAGAAAGAGAAAUUACACCUGCAAUUCGAAAUGGAGGAGGGUGAUAAUUUCAAAGAAGAUGAUCCCAACAACGAAUAUGAUACCUGGUAUGAGUUACAGAAGGCAAAAAUGGCAAAACAACAAGAUAUUAACAAUGCCGAAUUCCAGAGCAUGAGCCCUGAACAGCGUCAAAAGAUUGAGGGUUUCAAAGCAGGAUCCUAUGUGAGAAUCGUCUUUGAUAACAUUCCAAUGGAAUUUAUAGAGAAUCUCGAUCCUCAUGUUCCGGUCAUCAUGGGUGGUUUAUUACCUGCUGAACUCAAAUUUGGAAUCAUUAAUUCAAGACUUAGAAGACAUCGUUGGCAUAAAAAGAUCUUGAAAACAAAUGAUCCUUUGGUUCUUUCUCUCGGUUGGAGAAGAUUCCAAUCAUUACCAGUGUAUACCACCAGUGACUCCAGGACUAGAACGAGAAUGUUAAAGUAUACUCCUGAGCACACUUACUGUAAUGCCUACUUUUACGGACCGUUAUGUUCACCAAAUACACCUUUCUGUGGAGUACAAAUUGUAGCAAAUAGUGACACCGGAAAUGGAUUUAGAAUCGCAGCUACAGGUGUUGUUGAGGAAAUUGAUGCCAGUGUUGAAAUUGUCAAGAAAUUGAAGCUGGUAGGCUUUCCAUAUAAGAUUUUCAAAAACACGGCUUUUAUCAAAGACAUGUUUUCGAGUGCAAUGGAAGUUGCCAGGUUUGAAGGUGCUCAAAUUAAGACGGUAUCUGGUAUCCGCGGUGAAAUUAAGCGGGCAUUGUCUAAACCAGAGGGACACUUCAGAGCUACUUUUGAAGAUAAAAUUUUGAUGAGUGAUGUUGUCAUUUUAAGGUCAUGGUAUCCAGUUAACGUAAAGAGGUUUUACAACCCUGUUACUUCAAUGCUACUAAAGGACAAGACGGAAUGGAAAGGGAUGAGGUUAACAGGUCAGAUCAGAGCUGCUCAAGGCAUUGAAACGCCUUCAAACCCUGAUAGUGCAUAUAAAAAGGUUGAGCGUGUCGAAAGACACUUUAAUGGCUUAAAAGUUCCAAAAAUAAUUCAGAAAAACUUACCUUUCAAGUCCCAAAUUCAUCAAAUGAAACCGCAAAAGAAAAGUACCUACAUUGCAAAGAGAGCCGUUGUGCUUGGAGGUGAAGAGAAGAAGGCAAGAGCUUUCAUGCAAAACGUGUUAACAUUAUCGAGAUCCAAAGACGAAAAGAAGAAAGCUAAGAAACAAGACGACAGAAAAGAGAGGCUGAAAAAAUUGGCGAAAGCUGAGGAAGAAAAAUCUCAUAAAGAUAGGCAAAAAAAGAAGGAAUAUUUUGCAUCGCAAGGGAAGAAAAGGCCUUCAAGCUCAAAUGAGGAUAAUAAGUCAAACUCUUUUAAGAAGAGAAAAUGA
Messenger RNA from Zygotorulaspora mrakii, 3546 nucleotides. It is a transcript of the gene BMS1, whose product is annotated as GTPase BMS1. Lineage: Eukaryota; Fungi; Ascomycota; Saccharomycetes; Saccharomycetales; Saccharomycetaceae. Gene Ontology annotation, molecular function: ATP binding; U3 snoRNA binding; GTPase activity. Gene Ontology annotation, cellular component: nucleus; 90S preribosome. The transcript has a single exon. The record is from RefSeq and is a predicted model, not a curated record. Gene Ontology annotation, biological process: endonucleolytic cleavage of tricistronic rRNA transcript (SSU-rRNA, 5.8S rRNA, LSU-rRNA); maturation of SSU-rRNA from tricistronic rRNA transcript (SSU-rRNA, 5.8S rRNA, LSU-rRNA); ribosome biogenesis. Bases 1 to 3546 code for a protein of 1181 amino acids.